CGCCCUCUAGUGGCCAAACAAGCUGCAGCUAUGUUCUUGUUCAUCCAGCCUCCUGAAGGACUUGAGGAUCUGGGUGGAGAGACUAGACUUAAAGUCAAACACGAGUGAAAAAUCUGUUGUAGUCUGAGCUGGGAAAGCCACCUCUGUGGGAUCAUGGCUGCAAGAUUCUGCAGAUUUCUGCUCCUUGCUGUAUUUCUCGGUGAACUGAAUGCUUCAAGUAACCGACCAGCUGUGAACCAGGAGUUAUCCAACAUUUUUAAUGAGCUCUGGGGCUUGGACGUGAAUCGGAUGAACCCUGGAAUAGACUACACCAUCGCUGUUCAGGGCAGAGCAGGAUUUGUAAGCCAGGGCAGCCUGGUGGUGCAGGAUCACGCCUCUUUGCCUCUGUUCUCCAACGUUAAUGAAGCAAAACUGGGAAACAUGACCACCUUUUCUCGCUUAAUGAAACUCCUGGACAACUAUGAGCGGUCUACAGGCAUCACGGAGCGAGUCACAACAGAGGAGCAGACAGAGAUCAGUCUCUUCCUGGAUGCUGUUUUAGAAACUCAAGUUAUGAAGCGUGCCCAUCAGUAUCUGGUGAGCAAAGGAAAGUCCAGGUCUGACUUGAGGCUGUUCAAGAGUCAGCUGAGCUUGAUCUGGUUUCAUCUUUACCACCGACAGAGGAACACGGGCCCAGACUCUUGUGGGUUUGAACACGUUUUUGUUGGUGAAACCAGAUCUGGAACAGAAAUAAUUGGCUUUCACAACUGGGUUCAGUUCUACCUGCAAGAGAAAAACAGCCAAUUGGAUUACAAGGGAUACAAGGCCAGAGAGCACGACUUGCCUGACCAGGAUGACCACGUUUUGAACCUCCAGUUCAGCUGGCACGGUGUGCUGAAGCCCGUCGGCAGUGCCUUCAUUGGGACCAGCCCUGAGUUUGAGAUGGCCAUCUUCACCAUCAUCUUCCUGAUGAACACAGAGAGGAGCACCACAGUGCUGGUCAACAUCGACCAGUGUCAGCUGGAGCUGGUGGUCGUCAGGCAGGGACGUUGUCUGGGGACGGCAUACCCCAAACUGCUCAGCAGCAACAGCAGACAUGUCAGGGGGCACGCUCGCUGACCCUGUCCACACCUGAAAUGACAGGUGGUGUCUGUAUGGAGGCAGCAAACUGAACAUCCAUCAUGACUGUUCUAAACUUUAUUCAAAAAUGUAGAAGAUGCUUUUAAUAGAAUAGUUUGUGUUGCUUUUAUCAGCAUAGCGUUAGAGGAUCAAUUGAUUCAAUCAGAUUCCUUAGUUUUUUCCUCUGCUUUAGUCAAAACCAAAAGCAUUAAUUCUAAUUAAUUUUCUAUUUAUGCUUGAAAAAGUCAACGUGUUUUUCCAGUACAUUAAGUUACUUUUUGUUUGUUUCUCGUACUAAAUAAAACAACUAAGUAAAACAAUCAAAAA
Messenger RNA from Nothobranchius furzeri (turquoise killifish), 1425 nucleotides. It is a transcript of the gene endouc, whose product is annotated as endonuclease, polyU-specific C. Gene Ontology annotation, molecular function: RNA endonuclease activity. The record is from RefSeq and is a predicted model, not a curated record. Lineage: Eukaryota; Metazoa; Chordata; Actinopteri; Cyprinodontiformes; Nothobranchiidae.